Molecule: messenger RNA, 807 nt
Organism: Funneliformis caledonium
Lineage: Eukaryota; Fungi; Glomeromycota; Glomeromycetes; Glomerales; Glomeraceae
Source: the annotation of a GenBank genome assembly
AUGCUAACUAAUUUUACUUCAUUUUAUGGUGGUUACUUUAUCAUUAACGGUUCCGAAAAAAUUCUAAUAUCUCAAGAAAGAUUAGCCUACAAUUACGUCUAUAUCUUUAAACAUGCUUCGCCGUCGACUACCUUGUAUAGCGCGGAAUUUCGUAGUUCUACUGAACACAUGUCAAAAUUAAUUAUUAGAAAAGCUGAAUCAUUCACACACGUCGCUUUGCAUUUUAUUAUAAAGGACAUUCCAAUUAGAGUUUUCUUGCCAUCGGAAUCCUCAACGAUGAGGACUUCAUCGAUUCCAAAUCCUUAUAUGACCCUUGGAUUAAAACGUGGAAAUUAUGAGAAACUUGAUGACGAUGGGAUCGUAUCUUGUGGGGUUCGAGUUUGUGGAAAUGAUAUUCUUAUAGGAAAGGUGUCCACACUUUCACCUGAAGAUGAACUGUUUGGCCAACGAAAAGAAUCUCAUGUAUAUCGAGAUGACGGAGCUAAAUUGGAUCAAGUUGGAGUUAGAAAUACGCGGAUUUCUGAAAUUGGAGAUAAAUUCGAAAGUCGUCAUGAUCAAAAAGGAACCAUUGGAAUCAAUUAUCAUCAAGAGGAUAUGCCAUUCACUGCUGACGGUAUUUCACCAGAUAUUAUCAUAAAUCCACAGCCGUAUGACAAUCGGACAUUAAAUUGCACGUUUAAUGGGAAAGCUUUCGAUGUUUCCGGGAGUGAUGGUGAUGCCACAGCUUUUUCUGAAGUUACCGUAGAAUCCAUUUCGCGAAACUUGGUUCUUUGGAUUCCACCGUCGUGGAUUGGAAGUUAUGUAUAA